GUAAAGAUUUGGUUUCAAAAUCGUCGUACCAAGCACAAGAGAGAGCAAAUAUGUCGACCAACCGAAGAUGAUGAUAGCAUUGGCACAUGUCCCCAGCCUCUUGGCCUGUCUGACGAGGAGUUGGCGCUCAUCAACGAGGCUCUAGAAACGGCCAAAAACCAACGCAACAAUGUUGGCCUAGCCCUUCAGGCCCCAGAGACAACAGAGAACUUGACCGGUUUGCACAACCUUCAAAGCCAACAUGCUAUUUCCCGGCCUCACGUUUUGCACAGUCAAUGCCAGCGUUUGCCCCAACCUAAACAGCAACAACAACCCCUCGCCAUCUUAAGUUUGCCAAAUGCGAAUGAGGUGUCAAGCCUUGGCCAGAGAGAUCUUACCACGGUUAAGGCUUACAGUCAGAUCGGCCCUCAGUCCUCCAUUCCCACCAAAGAUGUAUUAGAAACUGUGACUCCUUGCCAGUCAAUGAAUGGUAUUUUUUCUGCUGAACCCAUCUGUGAGCUCGAUGCGUCAAUCAUCGUAGAAAAGAGCACGGAAUUGAGGUCUUACAUUUCACGCCCUAUACCCAAAACCCUUGGCGAGCUUGGAAAGGAACCUAAUAUUUCGUCCAGCUCUCCUCGUUCUGAAACCGGUCCCAAAUUGCCAACUUCACCGACUCUUCUGCAAGGUUUCCAACAUCCUGAACUUCCACUGAAUACGGAAUGGGGCAUGGAGAAGGCGCGCUUUUCGCAAGCUCCAUCCAAAUGUCCCCCGUCGAGACCACCACAUUCAAAUUAUCUUCAAGACGAAACCGAUUGGUUAGGUUUGGUUGACUCUUCGCCUGGCCUGCCCUGGUCAGCUUGGAUACCAGAAUCCCAGCCUCCGGUCGCUGCGUACACAGUAGACCAGACAGACCUUUCUGGCUAUUGUUGUCCACAGGCGAUCCGGUCCUCUCUUAGUCGGGAGAAGAUGAUACAGAUGGACUCGUGUCAGACUGAUCUCACUCGACGCUUCCAAAGACCUUCUCUUAAGGUUGAGCCCUCCGUUUCUGUGGCCCUUGGCGCAAGUUGUCUUUUUCAUCCUUCUGCCAUACCUUCGCCUACUUUUCAAUCAACCGCCCAACUCCUGGCCUUUCAGUCAUCUAUUCUGUCGAGGAUAUUCUCGAAUUUUUAG
Molecule: messenger RNA, 1149 nt
Organism: Protopolystoma xenopodis
Lineage: Eukaryota; Metazoa; Platyhelminthes; Monogenea; Polystomatidea; Polystomatidae
Source: the annotation of a GenBank genome assembly